GUAGAUAGUCCCCAAUCAUAUGUUUUUAGUUGUGGUUCUGAGGAAAGACAUUACAAACAAAUAUUAACUAGGAUUAGCGUAUGCGGUAAAUAAACAAGCAUGUUACGAGACCUCAUAACGUGGGUGUUGAAUACGUAUCUUGGAAAAUAUCUGGAGAACUUGAAUUCCGCCCAAUUGUCAGUGGCUCUGCUAUCGGGCGAAGUUGAGCUCGAGAACAUACCCAUUCGCAAAGAUGCCCUCCGUUCGUUUAAUUUGCCGGUCGAAGUCACCGCCGGCAGCAUCCGGAAAAUCAAGCUCCAAAUUCCAGUCCGCCAGUUUCGCACCUCGCCGUGGUGCAUCUCCAUCGAGGGACUGUUCUGUAUCAUCUGCCCGAAGAACCUGGAGAACUGGGACAACGAGAAGGAGAAGCUGCAGGAUCUGGAGUACAAGCUAGCCGUUCUGGACACCGCCGAAGCGGGCUGGCGGUCCGAGAAGGGAAAGCAAAUGGAGUCCUACUACUUCUCUUCGUACAACAAUUGGCUUAAGUACGGCACCAACAUGGCCACCAACAUCAUCGACAACAUCGAACUGAAGAUAUCCGAUGUGCACUUUCGGUUCGAAGACAUUGUGGACACCGGAAAGAGCCGGAUAUGCACGGGCAUCAAGAUCGGAUCCCUAACCGCCCAAAGCUGCGACUGUGAUUGGACCAGCGGGUCGUACAAAACGGCCAACAACGAAAUGAACUAUAAGCUGGUGGAGCUCAAAGAGCUCUCUGUGUACUGGGAUCUGUUGCACGAGGACAUCAAAUGUCAGUCGUACACCAACCAGGAGGUUCUCGAAAAACUGCACUCGACCUGCGAGUUGAGGCCCCACAACUUCAUCAUCAAGCCAAUUUGCGCGACAGCCAGGUGGAAACGCGACAAGUGCCUGCAGGUGAUACGUACCAAAGACAAGCCCAGGGUUUCCUGCGAACUCCUGGUUCCCGAGGUGGUCAUAGACAUAUCCAAGGUCCAGCGGCUUCAGAUGUUAGAUAAGCUCUCAGAAAUCCGUCAAGUCAAAGAAGUUCGGCAAUACAGGCUAAAGCGACCCAAUUGCAGCGUAGAAAGCAAUCCUAAAUUAUGGUGGAAAUAUGCAAACAUUUGUCAUGGUUUUGACUUUAAGCAAAAUGAUGAAAAGUGGUCAAUUCUCAAGGAAAACCUUCGUUACAUGCUGCUCUAUAAAGCGAUCAUUUUGAAUCCAAAUGAAAAUCUGUCCAAUGCGGAUAAAGAGUUUAAGGCUUACAUCGAGAGCGACCGAAAGAUCUCGGAUUUAACGAUAAUGAGAAGAAUAUGCUUUGAAAAAGUGUUUACGAAAGGUUUCUCCUUUGAAUCGCAGAACGAGCAGGGAAAGACAAUGCUCUUUCAUUGGUUUCCCAACUGGAUGGGUUGGUAUGCGAACAGUCCAAGUACCCCAAAUAGUGAACAGGACGAGUCAAUAAAACAUUUGGAAGAUGACAUUCUCGUUGCGUUGGAGAACUCAAUUCAGAACUCUUCGGAAUUGAAAAGCGAUGCGGUGUUCGGGCAUUUUUCAAUCAAGCUACUCAAAGGAUUGGUAAUCCUUCAGAGCGAUGAUAAAUCAAGUGAUGGCAGGAGUAAGUCAAUGGAAAUGCAGUUAAAUAACUUUGCGGCCUACCUCCAGUUAAGCCCACAGUUAACUUCUUACACUGUGGGCAUAUCAUUGCAAGAAGUGUAUUUAAUAGAUAAAACCAGUAGUGAAACAAUGCACAAUUACUUAAUUAAGCCACAAACAGGGAAUACAGCUAUACCAAAUCAAGUAGCCAAAAAUGGACUUCAGGAGGACACCCUGUUCCAGCUACAAUAUGGAAAUUGUAAUAACUUACGAUUUCAGCUCAAUAUUAAAUCAAAAAGUUUAGAUCUUAUUUAUAAUGAGGAUGCAAUUCAGUGGCUUAUAGAUUUCUUAGCUGAUUUAAAUCAGAAAAAAUACUCACCGCGCAACAGAGUCGAAAAGAAGACCGACUUUAUGAAAAACUGGAAUCAAAUGUUCAGUGGCAAUGAGGUUAAUCGAAAGAUUUGGAUGUUCGAAAUCGAAAUCUUUGCGCCACGUAUAAUUUUCUUGGAAAACUACAAAGUCAGUAAUUCUCUUAUGGUCCUGCUGGACUUCGGAAAACUGGAAAUGAGAAAAAUGGAGGUGAAGAGAGUUAUGCCUGUCAUAGAAUCGGCUGUAACCGAAAAUACAAGCGAUGACGAUGAAACCUAUUUGACUCCAUGUUCGACACCACCUGCAUCAGAGAAAAGUGGAUCUGACUCUCCGACACUGCUAGAAAAUCCAAAAACGGAAAGCUUUUUGAACAAAAAUGUUCACUUGGAGUAUGUUCUGCAUAACAAGAUCUACGACAAAUACCUGAUAAAUUUCACAAACCUUCAAGUUCUGGUGUGCAAAUACGAAGAAAGAUGGCAGGCUUGCCUGAAAACAUCGUCAAAUUUUCACCUCAUUGAUAAGUUUAACAUAAAUCUUACUCUUGAGCAGAGGAAUAUAUUCACUGUUGAUCCGGACUAUCCCUCACUUAUGCUCUUUGGCACCUGUCCAACCAUAUUAAUCCAUGGAAACGAGGAGCUCAUUAACAAUUGUUGUAACAUUAUGAAACCCAUUAUAAAGGCUUCCAAGGAAAUGGAAAACAUUUAUAGAGGAGGCAACACGCUGUACGCCAGUGAAAGAAUCAAGAACUUGGCGGAGGACGAUAGAAGUCGCGUCGUCAUUGAGUUUGUAAUGGACCAACUAGUGAUAGAAAUGCAGUCGACAGACAGGAGUAUUGCUGAGCUCCAAAUCAUCGGGGCACGGGCUGGGUUAACGAAAGAAUCAAAUGAGACGAAUAUUUCCAUGUCGGUUCACGGAUUGCUCUUAGUAGAUGCCAUUCAGUCUUUCGGUCCCGAUUUUGAGUUAUUGGUUGCUAGUCAUCGACAUGUCGGAAUGGAUAGUUUAUCUGGCAGCCUUAAACAUAGUGCAAUUGUUUCGCCAACUUCGCCUGGAUCGCCAAAUUUUUUUGAUAGGGCUACUAGUCCUCACAUGAUUACAAAAGCAGUUCAAAAUAUAAAGAUGGGCGAUAAAUCAACAGAGUACUUCGAUGAUGAGGACUCGACAGCGCUUAUUUCAGUUGACAUUAAAAUUGUUCCACCCAAUGAAAACAAUUCAAUGCAACUUCACACUACAAACAUCACUUUCAACAGUUUGGACAUAAUAGCUAAUCAAGAUACUAUUCUUGAAAUUCUAAACUUUGCGAAGAGGACUCUUUUGGCACAAAAUAUAUUUCAAAGUGAAAGCCCGCAAUCAACAAAAGAAUCGACUGAAGUAUCAAUAGAAUUGGAAGAUCAAGUUCAUCAUAAAAAUCAUAAUGAAAUAUUUUUUGAUUUUUUCCGACUAAACAUUCUAUUGUUAUACACCAUCAAGAGAGACAAAUUCAGUGUUGGUCGAAAAGUUGGAACUGUUACGUUGACGGAAGCGAAAAUCAAUGCGUCCUUUCAAUCGGAUCUAUCCAUUUUUGGAUCUCUUGGCGGAAUACAGGUUAUUGACAUUACUCCAGAAGCUUUUUGCCAUCCAAGGAUUCUAUCUGUUGGACGAGAUCAAAUUUUGAGGGCUUCCGACUCAAAUAAACAAACCGUUCUUAGUCAGCUUUCAAACGAAAUAUACUCAAACAAUUACAACGAAGAGAAAAGCGACGAAAGCGAUGCAAUAAGUUUUCAAAGUCAUUGGAGUGACAAAACUACUUGCACUUUUCAAAUGCGAAUGGCUUCGGCUUCUUAUACUCAUUGUCCCAGAUUUUUGCGGGAUGUCAAUGCUUGCAUUACGUAUUUUAAAAGAAGCUUAAGAGAGUUUGCAACCUCCAUUGGUAACAAAGCUACAGAUAUGGCUAAGGAAUUCGUGCAGCAGAUUAGAGCUGCUGAGCAAAUUGGACCAGUUUACCCACAGCGAAAUCACCAGGACAAUUGGCUUGAUAUUAUAAUAAGUAGUCCAAUUAUCAUUCUGCCAAUUUCCAACACGAGUACGAAUGUUUUGAUUGCCAAUUUGGGAAAAAUUAGUUGUUCGAACGCCGUUAAAUGCGAUUCAGAUGCUUUCAAUGAAUCCUAUACAAUCGAAAUUAAAAACACAUAUGUAUAUUCCUUGAACAUCGAUGAACGCGAGUACAGCUUUAACGUUCAUCCUGCUAAAAAUAAGGAUGCAAUUCCUAUUUUGCAUGACACAGCAAUCACAUUACAUAUUUAUGCUGGAUACAGCGAAGACAAUGGUCAAGAAAAAAAACUAAACAGUUUCUCAAUAAAAGGAAGUAUGGUUGAAGCCCUAAAAGUGUCCCUAAACCGAAAACAAUACGAGUUACUUUUAGAGAGCAUCCGAUAUGCCACUAAUUUCUCGAAUGGAGUUAUAAAUGACUCGGAUGAUGUUGAUCAAAACGGGGAUAGUGAACCAACUUUAAGUGUUGAUGAUGAGCCCAUUAUCAGCACGAUCAUACAUUUCUCAGUGCCUGUAUUUCAAAUCAACCUGCAGAACGAGUACCACAAUGAUUUGAUAAAUUUAACAUUUAAAGACUUUAAUGUUAAACACAUUGCUAAAGGAUUUGACAAGGAUGUGGAAGUGGUGUUGAAAUCGGUGUUAAUGGAAGAUUUAAAGUCAGACUUAACAUCACCGUUUAGAAAUAUGGUAACUUCGGUAGAUCUCGAUAAAAAUAUAAAGAAAAACGAAUUGACAUCGUCUUCGUGUCCCGAUUUACCAAGUUAUUGUAAUGCGCUGAAAAACAGAUCUAGAUCCAUGCCCUACAUGCAGGUAAAAAGAUUUAGCGGAGACAAAAAGUUUACAAGUUGCAACAAAAACGAGUUGGGAAGAAAGAAAGAAAGCCAAACGCUAGUUAUCUACAAAUCUCAUACAGGACGAUCUGCUGAGAACAGUAAGCUUGAACAAUCGAGUUCAAUUCAAUUUAAUUGCCUGAAUUUGGCUAUUUGCGUGGAACGCUGGUACACGAUUUUCGACUUUUUUGGACUGGUUUCGGCUGAUAACUACGAUGAAAAGUACACAGAAGAGAAGAAACUUGUAGAAAAAAGUAUUGACGAAUUUUGCAGUAAACUGAAAGUGUCAAUCAGAAGUUUUAACUUCACGUUGAUUCGGAAUGAGUCUCUUUUGUCCAGAGUGAAUGUGUCAAAUGCUGUUUUCAUGAUUCUUCAGGACCAAUUUUCCAAAAUUGUUGAAGGCUGCUUGGGAUCCGUAUCUGUUUAUGAUCUGACAAAAUAUGGAAACAUUUACAAGCAAAAGUUUCUUACAAGUGGCACAGAAGCUUUAAACUUUGUGUAUAAGAAAAAACUGGUUGAUUUGGAGGCCUUAAAAACUUUGGACACCGACUCAACGCUGCGAAUUAAUAUGUCUGCAGUGCAUUAUAUACACACCAAACGAUUCUCCACUGAAUUACAUGUUUUUGUUAAAGAUCUCUUGCAAUUGCAAACGCCUGUAAUAAGAAAACUAAAAAAACAAAGUCAUGGAAAUGAACAGAAUAUGCGUCCAUCAAAAAUGAAGCUGGUCAUUCAAGCGGAUUCCCCAGUUAUUGUACUUCCUGCUUGCUAUAACAGAAACGAAGUAAUAAUCGCCUACCUUGGGCAGUUUACAUUGAAAAAUAGCUUUCACUUUGCCAGCGACGAUAAUAUAAUAAGCAAAAUGAGUGCAAAGCCAAGUGAAAGUGAAAUUCUGGACGUAAUGCGAAUCGACCUGGUCAACAUAAACUUAUUCUCCGGGGAAAGGACCUCAAUGAAAGCAAAAGCUGAUCAGGAGAAGGAUCGAAUUAUAAUCGCUGAUAUCAACUUCCAAAGACUGGGACAGCCAUUCUUCAACGAAUCGUGCUUCCUUCACCUGCAAUUGGAGCGAAAUCUUUCGGCGGACAUUAAUCGUGUCUGUCCAGACAUAAGUGUUCAAGGAACUUUUUCGAAAUUGAAUGGCAUGAUCAAUAUUCAACAGUACAAAUUGAUUCGAAGUUUUUUAAACAACAAUAUAGGCGAGCAAACGGAUGACAUUUACAUGAAUUACCAUACUAACAGUUGCACGUCCAUUGAAAGACUAUCAACAAUUAAUCUGCUGCCAAAAAAUGAAGUUUCCAAAACGGUUUCCAUUCUGAUAUCAAUAAGAAUUUUACUAGAAGAUGUUUCACUACUUCUAGCUUUAAAUACUUCGCACAGUGCAGUAAUAGAGCCCUUGGCUUGUAUUCACUUUUUGAAGUCCACUCUGGAAAUCGACUUGUUCAGCGAUGGCUCACAAGAUAUAGAUUUGAUAUCGAGCAAUAUACUUAUUGUUGAUGAGAGAAAUGAAACCGACAAGAGCAAUGAAAACAUGUUUAAAAAUAUAUUGGAGCCAUCGAAAAAGGAGGUGAGAAUCGAAAACUCUGUACAAGUGGAAAUCCAUUGCAGAAAGAAAGCCAACUUUAGCAAGUACACAAUAAUGUUAAAUAAUAUGAGGGUGUUUGCGCUUCUCAGUUUUCUGGACCAAUUAAAAUCGUAUUUACAAGAAGACUCACCAGCACCCGUUGUAAAUAAUCAGAUUCCACAAAAACCCCAAGUCGAUAAUAGUAUUUCCACAGAAUACGUUGUGAAUAUUACGGAUUCGGAAAUAAUAUUCGCUGAGGAAUGCAGUCGCCUCGACUCAAAUGCAAUAAUUUUGAAAAGUACAACCGUUAUUUGUUAUAAGCCAAACAGUAGUAUUGUGCCUCUAUCCUUGGACAUUAACCACUUGGAAAUAUUUUCCUGCACUUUGGACGCCGAAGAGGAGAGCGCUUUGUCUAUAAUUGAUCCUUUUACCUUGAUAAUUGAGUUACGCAGUAAUUGCCUGAACAUUCUCAUACAGAAACAUUUGAAUAUUCGACUGUCCUAUGUGGAUGUUAAAUUAUUUUCGAGAAUGGCUCGUCUGCUUCCCACACAAACAUCACGAUCGAAGAAUGUUAUAUCUAAGGCUGACUCCGAUCUGGAGAAGGUAGCUCCCCUCGUGGCAAUGGGUUUUGAGCUUUCCGACUGUCUGUAUGCCAUGCAAGUGAAUAAUUGGCGAAUCAACGAUGCUGCAAUUUGGUUGUCGCAGCAAAAGCAGAACACCUACCGAAAUCCCGCCCUGGAAAUGAAAACCGCUGUGGUGGACGCCAGUCUCAUAUCGGUGUUCAUAAUUGAUGAUUGCAUGGAUGCCGAUGUGCCACUGCUGGAGGUUUCCCUCUCGAAGUUCCUGCUCAACUAUACCUUCAAGACGCAGGAUCCCAAUCCCAAGGAGACCAACAUUCGGCACUUUAGCUUGGGCAAUAUUGACACGGAAGCGGCCGUAAACUAUUAUAAUCGACGUCUCAGUGGAUGGGAACCGGUGGCGGAGACAUGGGAGUCCCAUUUGAAAUGGAAGUACACCAAGGGUCACUUGGAUAACAAAAUUCGUUUCGAGAUUGGCAUAUACAGCAAGCAGAUGCUCAAGUUAAAUGUGACCUCCACCUUUAUAGAACUCUUCAAUGUGGUUCUGAAGAACUGGACAAACGAUUUCAACGACAACGGGGCCAAGAACUUCAGGCAACGUUCUCCGUUUAUUCCGUUCGCUCUGCAGAAUCUCAGCGGAACACCCCUACUUUUCAAGCCCAUUUAUGCUCCCCUUGGAGAUUUAACAUGUUCGGAUCUACAGCAGUUUGAAUUGAUCAAGAACUGGUAUGCUGUGCAGCCCAACGAAACCAAAACAUUCGACUUCACCCAGAAGAGUAAACUGCGACACGUACACUCUCACCAAUUGAAUUUACACCAGAUUUUUGUACAAAUCCAUGGCUGGACAUUGAUUGGACCCAUAUCGGUGGACAAGGUUGGAAUGUUUUUCCGCACCACAAAACUAGACUCGCAGUUGUCCACGAAAAGCAGGAUAGUCUUUGACAUCUCUUUGAUUGGUUCCGCUCAGAAGCUGAUAAAAGUGAAGUCCUCUUUGGGGGUGAUAAACAAACUGGAUCGCAACGUGUUCCUGAAAAUGUCCUUGAAAAGCACUCACAGUGACGGACUGACGGCAAUAAGUGUUAUAAAACCCAACGAUGAACUUUCGUUGCCGCUGAAAUUUAUUGAUGCCUCAUUGCAUGUGGCACACAAUACCAGUGAAAAGGAGGCUUACGAAGACACGGGUUUUAGUAACGAGGAAAUAUUGUGGAAAGCUUGCGGCAAGGAUGACACCCGACAACUUCUCUUUGGCUAUGACAAUAACAAGAGCAUAUUGUACACCUUAGCAAACGUAAGCAGGGAAAUUUAUCACUUUAAGGAGCAGAAUUUACCGGGUCACAAGAUCACUUUGUUGCCGCCACUGAAGAUAAACAACAUGCUCUGCUGUGACCUGAUGUUCAAGAUCCAUGAGCACGCCAGCGGCAGAAUAAACUCAUCGGAGAGUGCGAAUAUCUACAAUGUUAACAUAUAUCAGCCCCUCAACUUGAGCAUCACCCUGGACAACUUUCAGCUUUCUGGGCAACUUAAGAUUCCCGUAAGCCACAUGGGUGUUGUUGAGCCGAAAUUGAAGUUGUUUGACAUCAAGAAGAGGGAACUGCACCUCCGCGUAUCCAUUCAAUCGCUCAAAGGCAAGGGCAUGGAAAUUUAUAUCAGUGCUCCCGUUUGGAUAAUCAACAAAACAGGUCUUCCCCUGAUUUACAAGCAAGAGGGCACCAGUAACACAGCGGCAGGACAAUUUGAGGAGCACGAGACUGCGCGACAAGUGGCACCUCUGAUGUUCUCAUUCUCCGAUCAGGAGGGAUCCCCCGCCCUGGAAUUGCGCUUGGGCAAUGCCUUUGGCUACAACAAUUUGUGGUGCAAAAGCUUUAGCACGCAUAAGGAUUUAACGCACAGGGAAUUGCGAGCUGAGAACACAAAGGGCAGCUAUGCCAUUGGUAUUAGCGUUCGACGUGGAAGAGGUUUAUACGCUUGCACGACCUUUGUAACCUUAUCACCCAGAUUUCAUCUGCACAAUCGCAGUGGCUACAAACUGGAGUUUAUGCAACUGUGCGAUAUUGUCAAUAAUGACCGUCCCGAUCCGCAUAAAAUCAUUUCGGCCCCAAUUGAUUGCAAUUUCGCCUUCCAUUGGCCCAACUGGGAUCAAGAGCAGUUUAUUUGCGUACGAAUUCCGGAGAUAGAGUGCUGCUGUUGGUCGAAGGGGAUUCCCAUCAAUGAUGUGCAGAGUUUGUAUAUCAAUGUGCGAAAUGAGUGGGGCGAAAUGUUUUUCCUUCGCUUGGAGAUCAUCUCCAAAGAUGCCACUUUUAUACUCUUGUUUACGGACGCUCGAACGCUACCACCACCGAUUCGAAUUGAUAAUUGUUCGGAAGUUGUCAUCAAUUUCUCGCAGCUGCGAUCAAAGCCCGUAUGGAUUACGCCAGUUCGACCGCAAUCCUCGCUGUCCUAUGUCAUGGAUGAUCCCUUGGGACUUCAGGCCUUGCUGAUGGAGGCACCGGGUGGAAAUAUGAUAGAGUUUCCCAUCAACAACGUUAACAACAUUAAGAAAUCAUUGACGUACACCAACUUUAUUUACAUCGCAUUUCAUGGCACCUUUGAGCGCUCGAGUGAGGAGGAAAAUCCGCACAGGCACUUGGUUUUGGGCGUACGUGGCAGAAGAGUUGUGAUAAUGGAAAAGAACUCGGGCGAUCGAUCCCAGCUGUGGCUCAUGAACUCAAAUGGUCAAUUGGAGCAUGAGGGAUCCACUCCACCGAUUCAAACCAAUGAUGCGAAUGCAGUGCGACUUGUUCUGGACCUUGAGAAGGCUCCAAAUCCCAUGGAGUUUACAAGUCUGGUGGUUCGAACGCCCAAUAAGCAAAGGGUCACCACUCAGACAUGGAGAUUCGAGAAUGGCCGAUUAAUGUGUCAUGCGAAUAUGUGCGUUCAGUCCCGAUUUGGAGAAAGCGGUCUGAAGCCCAACUAUGAAGCAGUUGUGGGCAGGACUGAAAACAAAUCGAACAAGCAAGCCAUACCGAUUGGACAGCAUAUAGUGGCGCAAAAACUAAGGCCUGGAUCGGGUCAAUUGGAGCUCUCGACGCGAAUGGAUGGGCCCAUUUCCACAAUCGAAAUAUGUGAUAUUAAAAUUAAACAAAAUUCAGUAUUCCUUACGCCCGAUUUGCUAUGGAUGCAUGCUUCGCUUAAUAAUCGGCAAAUUACGGAUAAGGGAAAAGUAUCAUUCGUUCACGAGUAUCUGAUUAAUAUUGAGCUGGUCAAGGGAAUCGGUAUUUCAAUUAUAACUCGAAAGCCUUGCGAGGAAAUCAUGUUUAUAAGCCUCGACCACAUACAUUGUGAUAUAAUGCAAAGUGCGUUGGAGAAUUCGUUAGACCUAAACAUUUCGUAUAUUCAAAUCGAUAAUCAAUUGUUGGAUGCGGCGAGCCCAAUUGCAUUACAUACGCAAACUUCGAGUGACCACGACCAACAUAAAAAUGCAGUGGUUCUCAAAUUGAAAAUGUUACCUUGUCCAAACAAGAACGCAAUCAUUUUUAAGUACUUAACGCUGGACCUGAAACCCUCCACUGCGAAUUUGGAGGAGAAACUAAUACUGAAAGUGGCUUCAUUCCUGGGCUAUGGCAAGAUCAACCGCCAGAAUUUAAGUGUACAAUACCAAUUCGAAAACUUUGAGGAGAAGCCCAUUCUGCAGGACAUGAAGCGAUAUUAUUUUGAGAAUUUAAGUAUUGGCGCAACACAGGUUCGACUCUCAGCUUUCACUUCAUCCAAAUUGCCGGUGGAGUUACACGAAACGAAAAAGGCACUUGGGCUCACUUUAAUCAAGUUCGAGGAUGCCUUGAUUGAGCUCGACAGGUAUUCGGAUAAAUUGCACUUUGAGACAAUGGACGUGUAUCUGAAGGAAAUGAAAAAGCACUACAUCAACCAAGUCAAAUGGCAUGCGGCUGCCAUUUUGGGCAGCGUCGACUUUCUGGGAAAUCCCCUGGGAUUCGCCAACGAUCUUUCCGAGGGAGUAUCUGGACUGAUUUUCGAGGGCUCUGUCAAGAGUCUGGUGAAAAAUGUAACGCAUGGCAUAUCGAAUUCGACGGCCAAGCUGACUGAAACGUUAUCCGACAGCCUGGGAAAAGUUGUGCUGGACGAUCAUGAUAAUGAGACGAGGCAAAGAAUUCUGGAACUGCAGUCCAAUACAUCCGGUGGUCACCUGGCAGCGGGUCUGAAAGGUCUCGGAUUUGGAUUGCUGGGCGGAGUAACGAGCAUAGUUAGACACACUUACGAUGGCGCCCAAGCGGAUGGCGUUCCCGGCUUCCUGAGUGGCCUGGGAAAGGGUUUGGUGGGCACUGUCACGAAACCCAUCAUUGGAGUGCUGGACUUGGCCUCCGAAACGGCCAGUGCGGUUCGGGAAACCAGCCGGGACACGCACAGGAAUGCUCCCGACAGGAAACGACUUCCCAGAUGUGUGACCGGUGCUCCUGGUGGGCUUUUACCUUUGUAUUCCAAUCGUCAAAGCAAGGGACAACAAUAUCUAUACCUGAUCAAUCAUAAAAACUUUUCGGAAAAGAUCAUUUCAUACGAACCGGAUUUGUGGAGCGACAAGCAGGCGAGGUUGCGCUUGUUGGUUUCUACCGAAUAUGUACGAAUAUUCUCAUUGAGCGACGGCAACCCAACAAUUAUGUUUGAGUGUCAUGUUAGUGAGAUACUUUCGUGCCAUCCGCUGGUAACGAAUGUGGGCACAACGCCAUCUACGAGUAGUAGGGCGGCAGCAAGCCACUACAUUGAGAUUUCAACAAACCUUCCGAAAAUUACCAGGCCAAGAAUACGCUGUCGAUCUGAGGAAUGUGCUGAGGCUGCAUCAAGAUGCAUAAACUACGCUAAAAGUGUCUUUGAUGAACGUGAACAUGCCGUUUUAUAAAAUGCAAUAAGUCGGUUCGUGAUAAUAAACAUACACCUUUUGACAACAAA
Molecule: messenger RNA, 11882 nt
Organism: Drosophila gunungcola (fruit fly)
Lineage: Eukaryota; Metazoa; Arthropoda; Insecta; Diptera; Drosophilidae
Gene: Vps13D
Product: intermembrane lipid transfer protein Vps13D
Exons: 19
Coding region: 100-11832 (3910 amino acids)
Biological process (GO): protein targeting to vacuole; protein retention in Golgi apparatus; mitochondrion organization
Cellular component (GO): extrinsic component of membrane
Molecular function (GO): protein binding
Source: RefSeq, a predicted model, not a curated record